Messenger RNA from Camelina sativa (false flax), 1264 nucleotides. Its product is annotated as protein BRANCHLESS TRICHOME. Lineage: Eukaryota; Viridiplantae; Streptophyta; Magnoliopsida; Brassicales; Brassicaceae. The record is from RefSeq and is a predicted model, not a curated record.
GAUAAAUGCUUAGAUAGAAAAAAAAAUCCUUUGAUAUUAAUUUUAUAGAGACACAUACUGUAUAUAGUUAGGACUUAAGAGAGGUGGAACAGAUGAGGCAUUAAUGUUUUGACUUAAUUGACACCCCCAAGUGUACAAAAUAACACAGAAAUUGAGAGGUGAUUCAUUGAAAGCACUGGGAGGUUGUUGGCCUUUCUAAGAGACAUUGCCCAACAAACAAUCUUUAGUUUCAUCUGUUUCUGCUACUUUUCUUACUCUCUAACGAUAGCACCAAGCUUUUGAGGUAGAGAGAGAGAGAGAGAGAGAGAGAGAGAGAAAGACCUGAAGAGGAGAAUGAUUGAAGCUGAUAAACAUCUAAAGCUAGAAAAGGAGAAGGCUAUGAAGAUGCAGAGCAGUCCUGAAACGAUGAUGGCCAGAGUCCCCACUCCAGAUCCUCACAGUACCAGCGUACAAGAAGAUGCCAUGGACUGCAAGACCAGCUGGAAACGUUAUGACAACCCCUACUACUGCUCUUCACAAUCUCAACAGAAUCAACACCAACGCAAGGCAUUUAUAUGGGAUCUGAAUUUCAUAAAGGUCUUCAUGGAAUCUGAACUAGGGAAAGCACGAGCCGAGAUCAAGGAAUUGAAGGCAGAGCUGGACUACGAGAGAAAAGCUCGAAGGCGGGCAGAGUUGAUAAACAAGAGGCUGGCUAAAGAUGUGGAGGAGGAGAGAAUGGGUAGAGAAGCAGAGGAGAUGCAAAACAAGCAGCUCUUAAAAGAGAUAUCGUUUGACAAGUCAGAGAUGGUUCGGAUGAAACGAGAUCUUGAAGAAGAGAGACAGAUGCACAGGUUGGCGGAGGUUUUGAGAGAAGAGAGAGUUCAGAUGAAGCUGAUGGAUGCAAGGCUUUUCUUGGAGGAGAAGCUAUCUGAAUUAGAGGAAGCUAAUAGACAAGGAGAGAAGGAGAGGAAUAGGAUGAUGAAACCAAAGAUACUGGAGAGAGCGUGUAGCUCACCGGCGAGGAGGAGGUGGGAGAACCCGCACAUAAUGAGAGGAAUCAAUCCGUUCCCAAGAGUGAUAAGAGCAAUAAGAUCAAAGAGUGAGAAAUGGGGUUCAAAGCUGGAGUGCCAAAAGGUUCAGCUCAAAAUUCUGCUCAGACAAAAGACCACUCCAAGAUGUACUCCUCUUCUCUCCUCUCCCUGAUACUGUAAGCUUCUUUUUUCUUUUCAUCUCGCUCACAUCCAAGGACUAAAAAGAUGUGCUAAUUAAUAAGAUUUUCUUCGUU